Colletotrichum truncatum is the source of this 708-nucleotide messenger RNA. RefSeq names its product Vesicle-associated membrane protein 714. Gene Ontology annotation, biological process: vesicle-mediated transport. Lineage: Eukaryota; Fungi; Ascomycota; Sordariomycetes; Glomerellales; Glomerellaceae. Gene Ontology annotation, cellular component: membrane. The record is from RefSeq and is a predicted model, not a curated record.
AUGGCUUCCUCAUCGACCCCCAUCACCCCCUUGCUCUACUCGUGCAUAGCGCACAACACCACGAUUCUCAGCGAAUGCACAACAUCUGCCUCAUCGCAAACCUCAUCUCUCGCCUCUCUCAUCCUCCCUAAGAUCGAGCACAACAGCCCCCAGAAGCUGACAUACACGCACGGCUCGCAUCACAUUCAUUACAUCGCCGAGGCGCCUUCCGAUCACCCAGGUCAUCCUGCAGCCGGCGGACUCACCUUCCUCGUCAUCGCCGACGCCUCGCUCGGUCGUCGCAUUCCUUUUGGCUUCCUCUUCGAGAUCCGCCGCCGCUUCUUCGAACAGUUUCCCGCCGAGUCUACCGACUACGCCGAGCUUCCCAACUAUGGCGCCGGCAGUUAUAACAGUCAGCUCAAGAAGUUCAUGGUUGACUAUGGCACCACGAGCGGCGGCAAGGACGAUGCUAUCUCCAAUGUUCAACGCGAGAUUGACGAUGUCAGGGGCAUCAUGACGCGCAACAUUGAAGGUCUGUUGGAGCGUGGCGAGCGCAUCGAUCUUUUGGUUGACAAGACCGACCGCUUGGGUGGAAGCGCCCGCGAGUUCCGUGUGCGCAGCCGCGGUCUCAAGAGGAAGAUGUGGUGGAAGAAUGUCAAGCUAAUGGCGCUCCUCGCGCUGGUUGUCAUCCUGAUCAUCAUGGCGAUCGUGAUCGCGGUCAAGAACUGA